This is a messenger RNA of Ostrea edulis (European flat oyster), 903 nucleotides long. Its product is annotated as cell death abnormality protein 1-like. Lineage: Eukaryota; Metazoa; Mollusca; Bivalvia; Ostreida; Ostreidae. The transcript is spliced from 7 exons. Bases 127 to 606 code for a protein of 159 amino acids. The record is from RefSeq and is a predicted model, not a curated record.
UUAUGCAUGAGUGUUAUGGGAUUCAUUUCUUUAUUAAUGAACAUGUGACCCAUGAUCAAAUUGUUUAAAUAUAGAAGGCAAAACUAAUCAGAGCUAUAACUCAGAGGUAUAACUCAAUGCAAUGAAAUGAGUAUCUGGAUCGCGGUGUUUGCUUGUACACUAUUGCCAUUGGCUGUGGCAGAGAAAUCAACCUGUUCGAAAGACAGCUGCAAGGUAUGGGAUACAUUAAUGGAGAAAUGCGCAGAGUGCGAUGUAGGUUUUCAAGGUGAAUGUUGUCAGCUUUCGUGUCGAUAUCCUAACUACGGAGACCGAUGUCAAUCGUGGUGCAACUGUGAAAAAACAAACUGCAGUUCUGUAACUGGGUGUGACGAUGGGUCUCCAACGGUUUCUCCAGGUUUCCCAAACGCUUCAACGACUUCAUUGUCUGCGUUUUCAAUCUAUACGACUUCAAGAGCUUGUCCACCUGGGUACAUUGGGUCUGACUGUAAAUUACCUUGUCGGUAUCCAGGUUACGGCGACAGUUGUCAGUCACAAUGUGGUUGUGCAGAGGACCUGUGUCAUCACAUGAACGGAUGUAAACAUCGCGUUUGGAUUCAAAGAAAUUGAUUUCUAAAUGAGAUGCAUUUACAACGCUUCUGUGCAUACAGAUACUGCGGUGCCAGUGAAAGUCACAGAAAAGAUGUGCUGUUGUACACUACCAUAAUCCUAGGUGUGGUUGCAGUCAUUCAAUUUACAGCUUAUAUUUUUGUUUCGUUUUUCUGCAAAGUUGGUGUUCUAAUGGUAAUCAAUGGUUAGUAAAAUAUAGUGUCAUUGACAAUACAAAAUUAUAAAUGUUUUAACGAAAUUUAAGAGUUUGGUUUUGUAUUUAACAAAUUUUAACCAAUUAUAAACUUAAUUUCUAAA